Molecule: messenger RNA, 3438 nt
Organism: Symbiodinium sp. CCMP2592
Lineage: Eukaryota; Dinophyceae; Suessiales; Symbiodiniaceae
Source: the annotation of a GenBank genome assembly
AUGAGCAUUGCACUCUGCCAGCCACCGGGCGCCGAGUUGUUUUGGUGCUUUUUGCUUUGCAGGCCGGAGGGCGAAUCUCCGGAGCCGACAAACAUGUCUUGCUUGAUUUGGGCUUCCCGUUGCCCAAUGCUUCGCAGUUGGCUUGUGACUGAUCAGAUGCGUCGGAUUCUCCCCCUGAAAGAGCCAGCUCCGCCUGCCUCCGAGCAAAAAUCAUCUCCCUCGUCCGGGUCUUCGGAGUCCGACCAGGUUUCAUCGGAUCCCGGCGAUCCCAAAUCAGCGCCUUGUCCGGAUCCCAGUGCAGAUCAGCGAAGUGCCGCUUCCGCCUCGUGUGGGGCCGUUGAGGGCUGCAACCCCCUGUCGAGUCAGGGCCCCUCUUCGGUCCUUCGUCCUCCCAUGCUGGCCGAUUGCCUCGCUGUCUCGGGAUCUUUAUCGGCCGCCGCCCUGCAGGCUGGUUGGGAUGCCUUGCCAUUGGGCCACAAACGUGGUGCCCCCGAGUGCUGUCCCCGAGUGCCGAUUGACCUCUCCGCGAAAGAUGAUCUGCAAACAUUGCUUGACUUUGAUCGCCAUACACUUGUCGACUGGUGGCAUUUCAAUCUGUUCAUGAAAUCUUGCAAUCAGGGACGUGAUUCUCGAGGACGUGCGAGCCUUCGUGACGCCUCUCACUUGCUAGGGCGCGCCGGCCUCCCUGCCCGCGCCGAUUCGCUGGUGCAGCAUGAAAACAGUUUACUGCAAGCCGUGGUCGACCUGCUGUUCCGAGCUUAUGAGACUCGGGCCCUGGUCAGCUUGAUCGGGCCGGCCCGGAGUUGGGUUUGGAGCCUCUUAGCCCACUUUGUCAAGCAGAGGCAGCAUCAGGACUUUCUGCAAUGGUUCUUCGCUUUGGCCGAUCAGGAGCUUGAUACUUGCAUGUUCGGUGCCCCAUUCUUGACAUCGCUGCGCAUCCGAGCUGACUCUUCAUCUUUCCCAAACCUUGGCCGUCCCUGUGAUAAGUCCCAUAAACACAUGCCUUGGAUUCCCCCUUCUGCAGGAACGGGUUUCAGUGAUGCCUCGCUGCCUGCUGAGCUGUGCCGGACCCUGUGUCGCUCCGCCACAGCGGUCUGCCGAGGUCUCCAGGCCCAAAGAGUCGACUUCCUGCAUAGCCGCCGACUUCGAGCUCAGGUGCGAGCGGCAGCGGCCAACCAACCCACCUACAUGCCUCCCUUAAUCCCUGAGUUUCGGGUUAGGGUUCCUCUGUCCCAAGUACCGAGUGGAGCUGAUUACAAAAUACUCUCCAAAGGCCGCGGCUCUAGUGCGGGGGACAAUGAUGAGCCGGGGGAUAAUGAUGAGCCCAAUCCUUCUAAGAGGGUCCGGAUACAAGGAGAUGGUAGAGCCGGAGAUCUGGCAGGUGUGUAUUUUUCCAUGGAGGAGCACCUGCAUCGCGCAUGUGGGCUAACCUGCCCAGCUGACAACAGUGCUCGUUUGCCCGAUGCUGUUCGCCGCAACAUUUUUGCCAUACUCACGGAAGGCCCAGUGGCUGUGUCAAAGCGGCGGAUGCUUGAACUGAAAAAAUUGAAUGACCGGAUGGCGGUGCUGUCUGCCACUGAGAAAGAGCUUCGAGCCAAAAUGCAUCCGGAUGUGGAGCGAGUCACUAAGGGCAAGGCCCUAGCUUUGUUUCGCGAGCUUCUUGAGGAAACAGGCUUUCCCGACAUGUCAGUGGUUGACCUUCUUACCGACGGUGUGCCCUUAGUUGGUCAGGAAGCCGAGUCCCCUUUGUUUGCAAAGCGGCCGAAGCCCAUGGACCUUGGGCCAGAUCAGCUUAAAGCCCAGGCCCCACUGCGGCGGCGCGCAUUGCAGAAGAUGAAAGGACUUGUUUCCGAACAGGAUUACAAGGCGAUGAAAGAUGAGACUUCCGAGGAACUGGCAGCGGGUUUCCUCACGGGUCCAUACCACUCGGAGCAGGAAGUCAGCGACAUCUUGAAGACCGAUGCAUGGUCGCUCUCGCCUCGUUUCCUGUUGAGGCAGGGCGAAGACGCCAAGAUAAGGAUAAUUGACGACUUUAAAAUGUCGGCGGUUAACAGGGCCUUUGGUUCCUCGUCUUUCCUAGAGCUUCAGGAUACGGAUUACGCGGUCGGCCUCCUGAGGUUCCUUUCCCGUGUGCUGCAGGAUCGCUCCAAGGUCCGGGUCCCCUUGUCUGAUGGCACCGUGCUCGAGGGGAACUGGGAUCCCGAGAUGCUCCGCCAGCCCGCUCUGCUCGGCAAGACGUUGGACUUGAGUAAAGCCUAUCGCCAGGUGAGCAUCCAUCCUUCCACGAGGGAGCACGCUGUUCUUGGCUUCCCCGACCCGCAAGGCAAGUGGGAAUUUUACAUAGCCCAGAGCCUGCCUUUUGGAGCUGCUGCAAGCGUGUAUGGGUUCAACAAAGUAGCACUUGCGAUUCUUCACAUCAUGGUUGUCAAGUUCGCUGCAAUCGCGACCGACUUUUACGACGACUACACUGUAUAUGAAUUUCGCCCAGCUGCAUUCCUGCUGGACAAAGUCCUGAUGAGGCUGCUGGACCUGCUAGGGUGGACCUACGCGAAGUCUGGGCGGAAGUUUGUGCCGUUUGACAACAAGGUGGUCUCCUUGGGUGUUUCUUUGGGCCUUGACGAGAUAUGGGGAGGCGCUCUCAAGGUCGAGAACAAAGCGGGACGUCUUGAAAAGAUUGCAGAGCUCCUCCAAACAAUUGCCCAGGGGGGAGCUGUGACGAGAUCUGAUGUGGCCUCGCUGCACGGCUUGAUCAACUUCGCAGGUGGACUGAUUAUGGGCUUCGAGCUGAAGCCCACGUCGCGAAUGCUGUCACGGGCCUUGUCGGGGCCUUUCCAAGGAAGUACACUCGAACUUCGACUGGCUUGUGCGUUAGCUCUGGAUGUCAUUGCGCAGUGCAGGCCAAAGCGGUGCCCGGCUACAAUUCUGCCGCCGAUUGUGCUCUACACUGAUGGAGCCUUCGAGAAGGGGCGAGGUACCUGGGGCGCGCAGCUGAUGGGUCACUGGGGCAAGGAAGCUGGGGCCCAAGUGAUUUGUCAGGUUGAGGCCUAUGCUCUGGCAAUAACCUUGUUCGGGAUUCGCGGAGUGCUGAAAGGUCGCUCAGUCUUGGCAUGGAUUGACAACAACGCCUGCCUUUAUGGGUUCGUAAAGCGAUACUCCCCCUCGGCCUCCAUGAUGCGCCUCAUCUCCUUGGUGGCCUUGAUGGAGAGUUCCAUGGAGGCGCUUCUCUGGUUCGAGCGGGUCCCCUCUAAGAGUAACCCGGCGGACCUCCCAUCGCGGGGGCAGUUUGCAGAGGCUUGUGAGCGCUUUCGGGCCAUAAACAAAGGUGAUGUGGCAGCCACUGAUACGAUGCGUGCUCCCCACUACGAGCCUAAGCUGGCUCAGGCAAUCCUUACAUCGGCUAGGCUGGAAGCUGAUUGGGCACAGGAAGUGCUGCAGUGA